Messenger RNA from Protopolystoma xenopodis, 513 nucleotides. Lineage: Eukaryota; Metazoa; Platyhelminthes; Monogenea; Polystomatidea; Polystomatidae. The record is from the annotation of a GenBank genome assembly.
AUGAAAUCAUACGUAAUCUACUAUACUCGUCAACUGGAUGCUGCCAUAUCAAGGUGGGAGAGCACCACGGUAUCUGAACAGACUUUCUUAAUUUUGACUAAUUUACAAGCUAAUGCAACCUACUUCCUCAAAAUUCGAGCCGUAAAUGCGGCUGGAUUAGGCCCAUUGAGUGAAGCUGCCACUAUCAUCGUAACUCCUGGGCUGCCACCAGCUCCGCAGGAUUUGAUAGUCUCCAAUCGUGGAUCUACUAGUCUUGAGCUAAAGUGGCAAUCACCAAGUCUUACAAAUAAUAUUCACCUAACGGGGUAUACGCUUAAAUAUCGAGCGGAAUCAGACAGCAAUCAUAAUCCCCCUGGCUGUAUUGAAACGCCUGCUCCAAAUAGAGAAAGCUUUACUAUCAAAGGCCUCUAUCCAAAUACCCGCUAUUUUAUUUCAUUGCAAGCAGUUUCGCGUGCUGGAGAAGGCAUAGCAGCUCAGAUCUCAGAACGUACUCUUCCUGAAUGUAAGUACUGA